GGACUUACAGCCUACUUUGCCCUAACCAUCUACGGUCUGGUCUACGACUGUUGUCAUCUCACUUGAGCCUCCCGCUGGCGCGCUUUGACCCCUCAUCGCACGAUAUACGACCACCUCCCCCCCGCGAGCCGUGAGCGAUCCUCUGAUCUGAUAUAACACCGCUCCUCCAAAGUCCCAAUCCUGAUUACGAUUUUUACAUACCCCUCUUUGACUGCUUCGCACUUGAACCUCCCACCAUGACAAACUUCUUCUCUCCCGAGCCAGAAGUGGCCCUCAUGGGACCGGACGACACCAUGGGCCAUUUGUUUCCUUCGAGUUCAUGCCAGUCGCCUCCUAGCAUCAUGUAUUCGCCACCGCUACACCAAAUGACACACCGACCACCAACGACGCAAUUUGGAACUGGCCAGAUUUACCCGCCAGCGCACGACUACAGACCGGUGGUGAGCUCGCCAUACCCGCCGCAUUCGUUCUGGACAUCGCAGCCCUCGCCGAUGCCUCCGACUCAUGUAACCUACUCUACCUACCCGCCCCUCUCUGCGAUGAGCUCUGCACAAGUCCUGGCGCCUGAUCCGGCGUUGCUUGCUCAUUCCAUCGGCGGGACUCGACCCUCGAGGUCGCACUCAGCCUCCUCGUCUUUGGGCAUUCCCUCUAGUGGCGCUGCUGAUCGAUCGCCGCCUUCGUUGUCGCGAUCCUUAUCACCAAGCUCUCCAGAUCUCCGGGCUUAUGGGUUUCCCAAUAAGAAUGGCACCUGGAGUUGCGCUUAUCCCGGUUGCACGUCAAGGGCAGUCUUUACACGGGGUUGCGACCUUAGGAAACACCACAAGCGGCACACAAAGUCUUUCUUUUGCCGUCAUGAAGGGUGUCCACAGGCAACUGGUGGAGGCUUCUCUAGUAAGAAGGAUCUCGCGAGGCAUGAAGCAAAGCACAACCCGGGCGUUCUGUGCGACUGGGAAGGUUGCGACAGAGUGUUUAGCCGAGUAGACAACAUGCGAGACCACGUAAAGAGAAUACACCUGAAAGCAUCACGGAACGGGUCGGCUUCGAAGUCGGCAUCCUCGUCGUAACGUAGCUCGAGUAUUCGUUUCGAGCGCGCAAGUGCCGGUCGAAAUGGCUGGGGGUAUGCGCUCCCGGCGUACGACGAGGCCCGACGGCAUCGAACCGACCACAUCACUCUAUUGUCGGACCUCUUCGGCGGCCGAGGCAAUUCGGCCUACGACAUCUGGGAAAACAGAGAUCACUCGGUGUACAGAUAGCUUCGCCAAACCAUUUCCUCUUCAGCCGUCGUUUACGAUACCCAACUCUCGCGUUUUGUAGACUUUCGCUUCAAAGAUCCCCGCAG
Trematosphaeria pertusa is the source of this 1339-nucleotide messenger RNA. RefSeq lists its product as uncharacterized. Gene Ontology annotation, biological process: regulation of transcription by RNA polymerase II. The transcript is spliced from 2 exons. Gene Ontology annotation, cellular component: nucleus. Lineage: Eukaryota; Fungi; Ascomycota; Dothideomycetes; Pleosporales; Trematosphaeriaceae. The record is from RefSeq and is a predicted model, not a curated record. Bases 237 to 1064 code for a protein of 275 amino acids.